Messenger RNA from Eurypyga helias (sunbittern), 820 nucleotides. It is a transcript of the gene RRM1, whose product is annotated as ribonucleotide reductase M1. Lineage: Eukaryota; Metazoa; Chordata; Aves; Eurypygiformes; Eurypygidae. The transcript is spliced from 6 exons. Gene Ontology annotation, biological process: deoxyribonucleotide biosynthetic process. Gene Ontology annotation, cellular component: ribonucleoside-diphosphate reductase complex. The annotation marks the transcript as partial. The record is from RefSeq and is a predicted model, not a curated record. Gene Ontology annotation, molecular function: ATP binding; ribonucleoside-diphosphate reductase activity, thioredoxin disulfide as acceptor.
CUGUUUCCUGCUGUGCAUGAAGGAUGACAGCAUCGAGGGCAUCUACGACACGCUCAAGCAGUGCGCCCUGAUCUCCAAGUCUGCUGGUGGGAUCGGCCUGGCCGUGAGCUGCAUCCGAGCCACGGGCAGCUACAUCGCGGGGACGAAUGGGAAUUCCAACGGGCUUGUUCCCAUGCUGAGGGUCUACAACAACACCGCUCGUUAUGUGGAUCAAGGCGGAAACAAGAGACCCGGGGCUUUCGCCAUCUACCUGGAGCCGUGGCAUUUGGACAUCUUCGAGUUCCUGGACUUGAAGAAGAACACCGGGAAGGAAGAACAGCGCGCCAGGGACCUUUUCUUUGCCCUCUGGAUUCCCGAUCUCUUCAUGAAGCGUGUUGAAACCAACCAGGACUGGUCCUUAAUGUGCCCAAAUGAGUGUCCUGGCCUGGAUGAGGUCUGGGGAGAGGAAUUUGAGCAACUCUAUGAGAGUUACGAGAAGCAAGGCCGUGUGCGCAGAGUGGUGAAGGCCCAGCAGCUCUGGUAUGCCAUCAUUGAAUCCCAGACGGAGACCGGCACGCCGUACAUGCUGUACAAAGACUCCUGCAACCGGAAGAGCAAUCAGCAGAACCUGGGCACCAUCAAAUGCAGCAAUUUGUGUACGGAGAUCGUGGAGUACACGAGCAAGGAUGAGGUCGCCGUUUGUAACUUGGCCUCUAUCGCCCUGAACAUGUACGUCACUUCCGAGCACACCUACGAUUUCAAGAAGCUCGCCGAAGUCACCAAAGUUAUUGUGCGAAACCUGAACAAAAUCAUCGACAUCAACUACUACCCCAUCCCAGAG